AUGGCGUCGUCAGGGAGAGAGCUCAAGGUCAGGUUCCAAGAGCCCAGCAUUGUCAUCCAGCGCAAGGAGAACGACGCACGCAACCAGGCUCAGGAGACGAACGCUCACUUGCAAGCUCUCCGCCUGACUAGCAAAAGGCUUGCCUCGUCCUUGAGCAGCUCCCUGAACGGAGUCAAUCAAGCCCUCAAGGAGAUCAAAGCCGAUAUCAAAGUGGGAAGUCGCGAGCUCAUACACCGAAACAAGACUACGACGUUCAAGUGCUUUGCCCGCCUUCCCUUUGAAAUCAGGGAGCUGAUCUGGGAGUUUGCCAUGCCCAACCGGCUCAUCACCUUUGCCCAUCCCCCCAGCAAGUGGUCUCUGAACAGACGUCUCUCCUUGCUUCCACACCCGCAGACCAUCCCUUUUGGACACAACGGCAUCAAGCAAGCGCAGGCGUCGUUCGCGCUCCUGCGCGUCUGCUACGAAGCCCGCCUCGUGGCCCUCCGCCACCUCCACCGCACCAACACGGUCCGCCACCCGCUUCAGCCCGAGGACCCGACCCCGCGACCGACGCAGUUCCGCCGCGCCGUGCCCGGUACGGACUUCCGCCGACCGAGCCACCACGACCCCUUCAACCCUCGACGCCGACGCCGUCCUCAUGCCCAUCCGCGACACGGCGCGCGGCCGCAGCUUCCGCGACCCGCGCGUCCGCCACCUUCCUCAACACGCGGCACCUCGUCGUCGCUAUCACCGUAG
Messenger RNA from Verticillium alfalfae VaMs.102, 735 nucleotides. RefSeq lists its product with no specific name. Bases 1 to 735 code for a protein of 244 amino acids. NCBI's taxonomy places the organism in Eukaryota, Fungi, Ascomycota, Sordariomycetes, Glomerellales, Plectosphaerellaceae. The record is from RefSeq and is a predicted model, not a curated record. The transcript is spliced from 2 exons.